CUUAAAUCUUUCUGCUCUCUCUCAGUCUCUUCAUUCCGUCACUGUUGUCGUGCCAUCCUUAAGACAAAUUUAUCUCUACGUUUCAUUUCGUGCUUUCAAGAGAUCAGACUCGGCCAUGGGAAAAAGCUAUCCCACUGUCAGCGACGAAUACCAGAAGGCUGUAGCGAAGGCGAGGAGGAAGAUUAGAGCUCUUGUUGCUGAGAAGCACUGCUCUCCUAUUAUGCUUCGUCUUGCAUGGCACUCUGCCGGAACGUUUGACGUUAAGACUAAAACGGGAGGUCCAUUCGGCACAAUGAAGAACGCAGCAGAACUCGCUCACGGGGCUAACAAAGGUCUUGACAUCGCUGUUAAUCUUUUGGAACCGAUUAAGGAACAGGUGCCGAUCCUUUCAUACGGUGACUUCUACCAGCUUGCCGGAGUUGUUGCUGUUGAAGUUACUGGUGGACCUGAGAUCCCGUUCCAUCCUGGCAGAGAGGACAAGCCUGAGCCACCGCCUGAAGGCCGCCUUCCCGAUGCCGUUAAAGGAUGUGAUCAUUUAAGGGAUGUUUUCUACACAAUGGGUCUAAGUGACCAGGACAUCGUUGCUCUUUCUGGUGCCCAUACUCUGGGAAAAGCCCACAAAGAUCGAUCUGGAUUUGAAGGUCCUUGGACAACCAAUCAUCUUGUCUUCGACAACUCUUACUUCAAGGAGCUCUUAUCCCCAAACACACCAGGGCUUCUUAAGCUGCCAUCUGAUGAGGCGCUUCUGUCUGAUCCCGUCUUCCGUCCACUUGUUGAGAAAUAUGCUGCGGAUGAAGAUGCCUUUUUAGCUGACUAUGCCGAAGCUCAUUUGAAGCUCUCAGAGUUGGGAUUUGCGGAUGCUUAAGUUUCCGAGAAGUUCAAACGCCGAAGCCGCUCUCUCUCGUGUGCUUUAAUUUUCAUUGAAAUCGUAGGCCCUUCAUAAAGAUUUUGUGUGUUGGCUUUCUUGAACUAAUUGCUUUUCAUCGGCAUUACAAUGAAUGCUUAUACACACAUUUACAUCCCUCGUGAAAAAUAAUAUUUUUCACCCACCAUUUGUUACU
Messenger RNA from Benincasa hispida (wax gourd), 1061 nucleotides. Its product is annotated as L-ascorbate peroxidase, cytosolic-like. Gene Ontology annotation, cellular component: chloroplast. The record is from RefSeq and is a predicted model, not a curated record. Gene Ontology annotation, molecular function: peroxidase activity; heme binding. NCBI's taxonomy places the organism in Eukaryota, Viridiplantae, Streptophyta, Magnoliopsida, Cucurbitales, Cucurbitaceae. Gene Ontology annotation, biological process: hydrogen peroxide catabolic process; response to reactive oxygen species; cellular response to oxidative stress.